This is a messenger RNA of Suncus etruscus (white-toothed pygmy shrew), 1829 nucleotides long. It is a transcript of the gene CAVIN2, whose product is annotated as caveolae associated protein 2. Gene Ontology annotation, molecular function: protein kinase C binding. Bases 255 to 1475 code for a protein of 406 amino acids. Gene Ontology annotation, cellular component: cytoplasm; caveola. The record is from RefSeq and is a predicted model, not a curated record. The transcript is spliced from 2 exons. Lineage: Eukaryota; Metazoa; Chordata; Mammalia; Eulipotyphla; Soricidae.
ACAGCCUUCUGAACCCUGAGUGGUUCUCACUUCUGUAACCUUCACCUCCCACUGGGUGGAGCAGGGACUUUUAAGAGCAGCCGGAAUGCAGUUCCCCUAAUCAGUGGAGCCAGUUGUUGCCUGUCUGAACCUCGGCCAGUCCUGGACAGCGGUGUUCUGAGCUCCGGCCCGGAGCCCUGGCUUAGGGACCUCUCACCAGCCACCACCACCCCACCUCUUCGGCCUAGCAAGAAAACUUGGCUACGCAUUCAGCCAUGGGGGAAGACGCUGUCCAGGCUGAGAAGUCCCAGCACCAGGGUUCUGACAUGCGGCAGGACAAGACAGCCAGCCCCAGCCCAGUGCCCUCCUCUACUCCCAGUCCCAGUCUGAACUUGGGCAGCACGGAGGAGGCGAUCCGGGACAACGCUCAGGUGAACGCUGUCACGGUGCUCACGCUGCUGGAUAAGCUGGUGAACAUGUUGGAUGUGGUGCAGGAGAACCAGCACAAGAUGGAACAGCGGCAGAUCAACCUGGAGGGCUCGGUGAAGGGCAUCCAGAACGACCUCACCAAGCUCUCCAAGUACCAGACGUCCACUAGCAACACGGUGAACAAGCUGCUGGAGAAGUCCCGCAAGGUCAGCGCGCACACACGCGCUGUCAAGGAGCGCAUGGACCACCAGUGCGCGCAGGUGAAACGGUUGGAGAGCCAUCACGCACAGCUCUUGCGGCGCAAUCACUUCAAAGUGCUCAUCUUCCAGGAAGAAAACGAGAUCCCUGCCGAGGUGUUCAUGAAGAAGCCAGUUCCCAGCCCAGCUGAUGGGAAGGAAGAGCUGGCGGAUGAAAACAAGACUCUGGAGGAAACUCUGCACACAGUGGACCUCUCCUCAGAUGAUGAUGAAUUGGCCCCAGGCGAGGAGGCCCUGGACGAUAGCACAGAGGAAAAGCUGGAAGAAAGUCGUGCUGAAAAAAUCAAAAGAUCCAGCCUCCGAAAAGUGGAUAGCCUUAAGAAAGCCUUUUCUCGCCAGAACAUUGAGAAAAAGAUGAACAAGCUGGGUACCAAAAUCGUCUCAGUGGAGAGGAGAGAGAAGAUCAAGAAAACACUCACUUCCAAUCACCAGAAAAUCACCUCUGGGAAAGGCUCCCCUUUCUCUUUUGGACGAAAGAAAGUUCGAGAAGGAGAAGGCCCUGCAGAUUCUGAGACCAAGUCUGAGGGUCUGCCAGACGGGCAUGAUGAGGAAGGUCUUUCUGAAGCUUCUAUCACGGUGGAAGGGAAGAGCCUGGAGGGUGAGGCCGGGAGAGCCGCAUCCCGAGAGAGCAACUCUGCCCUGGGCAGCAGCGUCAACCUGACAAUUGUGGAAAAUGAAGAAGAGGAACCAGUGGCUCUGGAGCAGGCCCAGAAAGUGCGCUACGAGGGAGGCUACGUGCUAAAUCAGGAGCAGGAGGAGGAGGAGGAGGCUGCACAGCCAGCAGUGCUCCGUGUGGACCAGUCCUCCUAAGCUAGUCCUUCAGCUGGACCAGUCCUCCUGAACUAACUCCAUGGUGCCCCAUAGCUGGUGCCUUCAGCUAGCCUGGAAACACACUCCCCACAGCUCCAUUCCCCAGGCAUUUUACUGCCUGGGUAGUGAGUACACAGUCAGCAGCACAAUGGGACCCACAUUUCCUGUGAAGGAAACUUGGCAAGGACCCCAUCAUUAGUAGGGUCUUGGGUUCAGGCUUUCAAAUGAUCUCUCCAGGCUUGUCCAGGAGAGGGGGGAACCUGGAGCAGUCUUCAGAUAUCGUCCACUACUUCAGAUAUUAAUCAUGAUAUGUGAUUCAUCUUCUGCCAUUCCACUGGCUCGCUGAAUACCAGU